AUGUGGUCAUCACCGGCCCUCUCGCUUGUUCUCGUCAUCUUUGGAGGUCUCCUCCUCCUUGCAUCGUGUGGCCUGUCCACUGCCAGCAGCGCCACCUCUCAGCUGACCGAGGCACCGCCCCUCCCCGUGCGUGACCAGUGCAUGCGAGCCACCGUCAGCUCCGUGGCCGAUCACCUCUACCGCGACCACAAAAACUACCGAACCAUCUCCCAGGCGCUGUUCCCGACGGAGGGCGACCACUCGCUGAUCGUGUGGGUUGACGUCGACUGGUGGAACGGUACCAGCGGCCUGCCGGGGGUGCGCGACUCCUGGGCGUGGAGCACGUCGUGCCUCUACGUGGUGCUGCCGCUCGAGCUCUUCCCGCUGCUCUCCAUCUGGGUCUUCAACCCGCAGCAGCGAAUGAAAGAGGUGACGGUGUCGUUGCCGCCGUUUUGUGCCAACGUCACCGCCGAGCAGGCCAACACGGCCCUCUACCUCAGCUUCAAGCGGAUGGAGGCCUACGUACGCAAUCGGGACGACCCCGAUCCGGAUCUGAGCAUGGCGCAGUGCGUGGUGGCAUUCGACAGUAGUGGGCACAUGACUCCCGAGAGCGAUGAGGCCGGCCUGGAUAAGGCAUAUUUGCUGUUCUACUUGAACCUCGCGGGGAUCGGAUUGUUUAUGCUGGCCCUGGUAUUCCUGGCCAUACAGUACGUGGUCGACUGGGUCAACGCCGACAGGCACAGCGAGGCGGGCGCUGACGGAUAUAUAGCUGGGAACAGCCCGCCGGGAGGGAAGAACGACCAUCUCUACACUGAUAACACGGCCAAGUUCGGUGCGGCGUCGAUCGACGGACGCGGACGGCCCACCAGCGCUACCGAGGGCUACGGCAGCGUCGACCACCAACUCUACGCCAACGAGGAGGGACACGUGGUGCAUGUUGCCACGAGCGACAGCGACGAUGGGGAUGCGGACGACACGGACGCCGAUGAAGACUACGCCGCCGCCGAAGAGUCCGGCACGCCCAGCCUGCGCCGCGCCGCCGGAGAGAUGGGCGAUGUGCUCCAUGGCUACGGUGAUCGCGCCGGGCGUUCGGGCUACUGGCCACGCGGCUCCGGCUACGAGACGGGCGCAACAGCAGCGGCAGCAGCGAGAAGGAACUCGAGGCAUCGCCUGCACGAAGGCGAGGUGGCCCAGAUCAAGGGCGGCCUCCAGCGGUGCCGCGCCCGAAUCCUGCGCCUCCGCGGCGAGCUGGGAGGGCUCGAGGCCGACCUCGCUCUGGGAACUGUAGCCGCGGCAUCGCUCCGCGCCGCCGGCCAGAUCAAGAUCGCGAACGGCGAGGCCCGUGUGAUCGAGCAGGAGAUCCUCCUCAGCGAAGCCGAGGCCAACAUGCUCGAAGAGGCCGGCGUGUGCUCCCUCCUCAAAGCCAAGGAGAUGAAGUACGAUUUUCUGAUGAUGAAGCGAGAGAUGCUGGACCUCAAGAAGCGGCUGUGGGAAGUCGAGAAGGCGGCGUGGUCCGCCGAAGACGAUCUCCGGCGGCGCAAGCAGCGGAGUGCGGUGUGGGAGAAUUACCUGCGGGCGCUCAUCGGGUCGCCCCUCCUGUGCGACCUCUUGUGCGCCGGCUUCCUGGCGUUCCUGAUCGACUUCUACACCUCCAUGCUCGGACCGUUCGCCAAGGCGACCGUCAUCCCCCUGUUCGCGGUCAACCUGCUAUGCUUCGUCCCGUGGGCCAUCGACUUUGUGCGCCAUCGGCUGGGCUCGCUGGCCUUCAUGCUCUGCUGCUCGUGCUUCCUCCUCUGCGAACGUCGGCGCGCACAGAGCAUCGUUCCACCCAGGGAUGGUGAUGCGAUGGGAGACGAGCAGGAGGCGAACGACAAGAAGGCCAACGUGUGGGUAUUGCUGCCCGUGGUAGUGGUCUUCGUGCUCCACUUUGCCUUCUUCCUGACAUGGAUUGCGCUGGCGACGAUGUUCGACUUUGCCUAUUCGCUCGAGAUCAUCUGCCUCCUCGUCGUCAUGCUCUUCCACCUCUUCAUGAGCGUCAAGCUCGUGCUCAAGAUCGUUCGCCGCAUCAAAGACGACAGCGCCGAGGCGGCGCGAAGCGCAGCAGCCCGCGCACGAGAAGAGACCGACUACGAUGAAGCUGAGGUGUUUGGUGAGGAGAACAACAACCACAAGGACGAAGCGCGCGCGGCCGCGGCGGUGGCACUGGAGAAGGACGGGCGGAGCGGAGUACUCGCGCGCGCGUUCGGCUGGUGUCCCGACCCGCUGCGAGGCUGCCUCGGCGGGUGGGUGUGGUUCCUCUGCAUGAUGCUCUGCCUGCUCGCCGCGCUCGUGAUCUUCCUCGUGUGGCUGCACGCGGGCUACCACACCUUCGCCCGGCAGAAGACGGCCGGCCUGCAGCUCCUCCUCACCGUCGUCACCCUGUUCGUUCUCCUCCUCGAGCGACAGAUCAUCAACCUCGACAUCAGCCGACGCGGCUACCUCCGCAGCUUCCCCCGUCUCGUUUGUCGCCUCGCGCACCAAUGA
Messenger RNA from Acanthamoeba castellanii str. Neff, 2502 nucleotides. RefSeq lists its product as uncharacterized. Lineage: Eukaryota; Discosea; Longamoebia; Acanthamoebidae. The transcript has 8 exons. The record is from RefSeq and is a predicted model, not a curated record. The coding region runs from base 1 to 2502 and encodes 833 amino acids.